This is a messenger RNA of Oncorhynchus gorbuscha (pink salmon), 5117 nucleotides long. RefSeq names its product aryl hydrocarbon receptor nuclear translocator-like 2 (gene bmal2). The record is from RefSeq and is a predicted model, not a curated record. Gene Ontology annotation, biological process: regulation of transcription by RNA polymerase II. The transcript has 16 exons. The coding region runs from base 703 to 2637 and encodes 644 amino acids. Gene Ontology annotation, cellular component: transcription regulator complex; nucleus; cytoplasm. NCBI's taxonomy places the organism in Eukaryota, Metazoa, Chordata, Actinopteri, Salmoniformes, Salmonidae. Gene Ontology annotation, molecular function: protein dimerization activity; RNA polymerase II cis-regulatory region sequence-specific DNA binding; DNA-binding transcription factor activity, RNA polymerase II-specific.
UUUGGAAAAAAUGAAUGCGGAAAGAAUAGGGUUUUGGAAUAAACGCUGAAAAUAAGGUCCGAGGUUAACACAGGUUUCGGAUAGUAUAUACGUUUUGUUCUAUGCCAUUAUACCGUCAGUUAACAUGACCUUUAUGUGUUUUGUAUUAUUACAUACAUUCUUCAAAUUUCACAAAAAGCGACAUUAGCUCAUAAAGAUUGUCAAAGAACAAAACGUAUCGCCUAAACCUGUGUUUACCAAUCAUUAGUUUCGGUGAUUAUUCCCCCCAAAACUACAUUAAUUUUCCUUAUAGGCUUGGUCCAACGAACCAUGGCAGAGUUAUCGCUUAUAAAAAGUCGCCAUUACUGUUUCUUUCUAUGUCCUCUCUCACCCCGAUUUAGAAAGAAAAUCCGUGAAGAGCCGUGCUUUUUUAAUGGGUGAUUUGAGUGCAGUGAUGCCAAACAUACGAAACCAUCUUUGGCCAGACGGUGGAUGGACGCUGUUUCUCCACUUCCGCAAGUUCACGGAUUUGUAGGUUACGUUGUGUCCCUAUUACACCGUGUACUUUCCUUUCACGUUUUUGUCUCCCCGAUCGCUCCACCCUUGGAAGAAUAAAUCAGUCAAUUAUACAACACACUGCCCUCUCUCCCCUCCACACUAUCCAAUACUACCGCCUUAUCCACAUGCAUUGGAGUCUUGGGCCCCGGCGUACCGGCUCCAGCCAUGUCGGCAAGGAAUGCAGCGGCUGGCGGCGGUGACAGAACGACAGGGGAACAGACAGGGGAUGUGUUGGUGGAGGAAAACCAAAGCCAUUCUGUCUCUCUGCCCAGCUUGAUGACCCCCACCUCAGCCGCUGGCAUGACCUCAGGAAUGGAACUGCCCCGGAAACGCAAGGGAAGCAUGGACAUGGAAAUCAAAUCAGCCUCCAAUCUGGUUGCAGAUCUGAAAGAUGAAGAAGACCGAUCUGAAGGGGAGGACUCUCAGGCUAAAAUCAAAUGCUUCAGGGAGCCUCACAGCCAGAUCGAGAAGCGGCGCCGGGACAAGAUGAACAAUCUGAUCGACGAGCUGUCAGCCAUGAUUCCCACCUGUAACCCCAUGUCCCGCAAGUUGGACAAACUCACCGUGCUCAGGAUGGCUGUGCAGCACCUCAAAUCCCUCAAAGGUUCCACCUGUUCCUUUGCUGAAGCCAAUUAUAAGCCUUCAUUCCUCCCUGAUGACGAGCUCAAACACCUCAUUCUCAAGGCUGCCGACGGGUUCCUGUUCGUAGUGGGUUGUGAUCGCGGAAAAAUAGUCUUUGUCUCAGAGUCCAUCAACAAGACACUGAAUUACAGCCAGACGGAACUGAUUGGACAGAGUCUCUUUGACUACAUUCACCCAAAGGACAUGGAGAAAGUAAAGGAGCAGCUCUCAGCUUCUGAGUUAUAUCCCCGCGAGAGACUAAUAGAUGCCAAAACGGGCCUGCAGGUCCAGGCUGACCUCCCGGUCGGAGCAGCUCGGCUGUGUCCGGGCGCGCGACGCUCCUUCUUCUGCCGCAUGAAGUACCACAAGAUCUCAGUCAAACAGGAGGACAAGGAAUUCCAGUCCAGCACAUCGAAAAAGAAAGAGUCUGAGAAGUACUGCACUGUCCACUGCACAGGCUACAUUCGCAGCUGGCCCACCAGUCAGCUGGGGGAGGAGGGGGGUGAGGGGGAGACUGACAAGGACAGCUCCCACUUCAGCUGCUUGGUGGCCGUGGGCCGUGUCCACCUCCACGCCGCCUCUCUUGUCAACGGGGCCAACGAGGUCCUGGUCAAAGCAACGGAGUUCGUCACGCGCUACGCCAUGGAUGGCAAGUUCACCUUUGUCGACCAACGAGCCACCACUGUCCUAGGAUACUUACCCCAGGAGCUGCUUGGAACGUCAUGCUACGAAUACUUCCAUCAAGAUGACUUGCCACAUUUAGCAGAACGACAUCGGAAAGUGCUGCGGAGUAAAGAGAAAAUAGAGACACAUUGCUACAAAUUCAAAACGAAACAUGGCUCUUUUGUCACACUACAAAGUCUGAUGUUUAGUUUCAUAAAUCCCUGGACCAAAGAAGUAGAAUACAUAGUGUCAACCAAUACUGUCAUGUCAAGUGACCACAGUCCAACAGACAGAUCUGGGGGCAAAGCAGAACCGUCAAGUAAUUCCAAGGCUUCAGAAGACGAUGGCAAUAAGUCUCUUCCCAUCAUCCCGGGGAUCUCCAGUGCUUCCAGUACCAUGAUCUAUGCAGGGAGCAUCGGGACCCAGAUCGCUAAUGAGCUGCUGGACUACAACAGGAUGAACUCGUCCCCAUCCAGUGGUAAUGUCAGCCCCUUCACUGUGUUGAAGGACAAGUCUCCUCGGCAACUUACACUGUCCAGCAGCAGCGUGCCAAAUGGAGAGGUGGCAGACCUAGAGAUGCCAGGGAAGUCCAGUUCAGAGGAAGGAGAACAACAAGAACUCAAAAGACCACAAUUCCCUGCAGGAGAAUCACUCAUGGUGGAAACUUCCCAGCUGGAUAUGGAGAAUAUGAUGGACCCUGGCCUGGGAGGCCUUAGUAAUGACGAGGCGGCCAUGGCAGUGAUUAUGAGCCUGCUGGAGACGGACGCCGAUCUGGGCGAGGCAGUGGUCAUGGAUGAGAUCAACUGGUCCCUCUGAACUGGUCCCUCUUUGUCUCAUCUCUACUGAAACUCUCCACGUCUCACUAAAAUUGACUGCACUGAUCUCUCUGAAACUUGCCACAGCUCACUGAAAUUCUAAGCCUCUGAAAUCCCCCCCCGGCUCUCUGAAACACACUACAGCUCUCAAUAACUCGACCCAAACACAGCACUUCCCUCAGUACAGUUUUGUCUAUCACCAGGUAUCGUCUCCCUUUUUUAAAACAUAUUUUAUUUAUUUAUUAGUUGUUUUAGUUUUUCCCACAAACGCUGUGUAAUCUUCAGGUGGAUGUUUACAUUUUUUUUUUUUAAGACAAUGGGAUCGAUUGGCGAUAAGGGACAACAGCUCUCCACCACUUUCAGUGGGAGGAAGAGAAGAGUCUGAGGCUUUGCCUACAAAGCCUUUCAGGUGGCCAUUUUGACUAUUCUUGGCGGCUAAUUGUCCGUAUCUGCUUUCCUCAGACCUACAGAUCACAUUCCCCUGCAUAUGUCUACCAAUUAUUGUGUGCCAAGUCAUUGACUGUGUCUUCGACUGACAGAUUGCUAUAACAUAUGUGGUUAGCUGAUACGUAAAAUACCUAUCCAGGGGUUAUAAGAUCUGUCAUGCAUCAGCUACGCCUGAGCAGAGGAACACACCCUCUCCCCAUCUCUGGAGUGGCCUUAGGAGCCGUGGUCUAUUUGAGCAGCAGCCUUUUUGUGCCCCCACGUGUCACAUCCCAUAAGACAAUGGCUGAAUCCCAAAUCACUCCCUUCACCCCUUGACCCUCCAGUUAAGCUUUCACGCUUGCCUCCGCCAUAUGCACAAGUGUCCCAAAGCAGAGGGAGUGAAAAUUGUCAUAGGUGUAGGGGCUAAUUAGACAGCCAAGCAAACAAGGCUGCAGGCUUUAGAGCGAAGUGCUAUCCCGACACGCUCCGCGAUAUGUUUUGAGUUUGCGCAAAUAUUUUUAUUUGAAUAUACAAGUAUUUGAAUAUUGGAAUGCAUUUGGCAAUACACUUGGAAGGUAUUGGCAUGUAUUUGAAAAUAACCAGUAUUUAUACAAAUAUUUAAUACUCCCAUGCUUUUGAACCCAGGUCUGUUUGGUCCUAGGUUUAUUUUAAAUAAUAUAUUUGAAGUAACUAUUUGAAAAUACUUAUGCUUAAAUAGUAGGCUAUUUUAUAGGAAAUCAUUUGAAAAUACUUCUAACAGAAGUAGUUGAUUCGGCACCACAUUAUUUUAAAAUACUUAAAUACACAGGUCUGGUUGACAUUGACAUUGAGAGUCACUGAUAGUCUGCUAUCAAUGUGCCACUUAGAGAUUUUCCCACCAUCAGAGUAACUGGGCGUGUCACGGCCUAACCACCAACUCUCUGGCACACAGCAUUUGGACCGACGUGUGAAGACCUGGUAUGGAUAAAUGCCACAUUCACCCACAAUCUUGGCAGAUUCUUAAAAACAGAAAUGGAGGUUUAAGGGAAUAGACUUAAAUUAUAUUAUUAAAAUAGAGAUGUAUCAAAUACCUUAUAUCAAAAUGUACAGUUUAUAAAUGAUCUCUGAAUCAGGGAUCACUCAGGGAGCAACAGAACAGAAACCACCCCUCAUUCCUCCAUUUCAUGUUUAUUCAAUCUUUUACACUUUUUUUAUCACUUGUAGCUGUACUUUAUUUCUCAGGCUAUAUAUCACACACCUAUAGUACGUGGGAGUACAGACGUCGGUAUUGUUGUAAAGUGAUUUGUUAUCUUUUUACAACGUUUUUCGGCUUUAUGAUGCCCAUGCUUUGACUUAAUUUCAUGUGUCAUAAUGCACUGAUAGACAACAGUCUUAUAUGGCUCGUUCAGGAGGUGCUACUUCAGAGGUAAACCGAGUAGUUUGUGGUGUGUGGAUUCUUUAAGGGACUACUAUGCAGAGUGAACAUUCCAGAACAUCUAUAUACAUCUCUGUCUCUCGCUUAUUAUUCAAACUAGGGGUUGUAACCAUAAUUAUUUUCGUUACAUUCCACUGUUCCGCCCAGGAAAAUAAAGUUCUGAAGCGGUUCAAAACCCCUAAAAAAUAAUGGUUUAUAUCAUUCCUUUCUCUUCCUUUUUAAACCUCUUUAGCUCAACAUUAAAUUACUUCACCAACCAGUGUGGAUAGAGCAGCUUGCUAUUGAGUGGGCAAGCUGUAAUAGAUGUUUACAUGCAUUGGACAGACAUGUGUAUGGCACAAGAUGUGACUGAAAUUUUGCAGGUGGGGAGGGAGCGAGCAAUAGAGAGUGGAGGAGGCUUGGCUUGAAGCGCUGGGCAUUUUGUUAUUACAUGCAUUAUCUGAAUUAGGAUCACAGCAUUAUACUUGCGGAGGAGCAGAUUCAAUGAAGGAACUUUAAACGUCUUUGAACUUCCAAGAGUUGGCUUAACUUUGGACCAGAAGCUUUGUGUGUGUGCUGAGCGUCACCAGAAUUGAAAUAAAAACACAUUUGACCUUUUUGUAGUUAAUAAAGCCAACUUGAAACAUGAUAAGUAUAAUAUC